Messenger RNA from Dunckerocampus dactyliophorus (ringed pipefish), 2244 nucleotides. Its product is annotated as neuronal pentraxin-1-like. NCBI's taxonomy places the organism in Eukaryota, Metazoa, Chordata, Actinopteri, Syngnathiformes, Syngnathidae. The transcript is spliced from 5 exons. Bases 83 to 1345 code for a protein of 420 amino acids. The record is from RefSeq and is a predicted model, not a curated record.
GUCCCAGCUUCAGUGGACAGCUCCGUGGUGCUGAACAUCUCAUCUCCAUCCUCUCUUCGCCAGUGCAAACGCGAGUGGAAUCAUGGACGGACUCCCGUGGAAAGUCUUUCUUCUUUUUUGGCUGGCGGAGAGCUCGGCGCAAGACUUGGGACAGACGCAGUUUAUUUGCACGUCGGUGCCCAAGGAUGUGGACUUGUGCGCGGCAACCAUGCAGAACAGCGGGCCGGCAGAGGACCUGAAGACGACGGUCAUGCAGCUGCGAGAGACCGUGCUGCAGCAAAAGGAGACCAUCAUGAACCAGAAGGAGACAAUCAGGGAGCUAACUUCCAAGUUGAGUCGCUGUGAGAGUCAGAGCUUCCCAGCGGCGGGGGCACCGGGUGGGAGGCGGCCGGGCGCAAAGAACACAAUGGGAGAUUUAUCCCGGGGUACUGCGGAGACCCUGGCCCAGCUGGGACACACUUUACAGACUCUAAAACAGAGACUGGAGAACCUGGAGCACUACAGCCGAGGGAAUAACACCGUGCAAGCCAACAGUCUGAAGGAUCUGCUUCAGAACAAGAUAGACGACAUGGAGAAGCAGGUCCUGUCCCGGGUCAACACGUUAGAGGAAGCCAAGGGUGGCUCCAGGAAUGACAGCGAGCAGCGGAACCGAGUGGAGUCCACGCUCACCUCACUGCAUCACCGCAUCACGGACCUGGAGAAAGGCAAGGACAGGCCAUCUGAUAGGUUUCAGCUGACGUUCCCCCUGAGAACUAACUACAUGUACGCCAAAGCCAAGAGGAGCCUGCCUGAGAUGUACUCUUUCACCGUGUGUCUGUGGAUCAAAUCCAAUGCCUCACCAGGGGUGGGGACACCCUUCUCGUACGCCGUCCCUGGUCAGGCCAAUGAGCUGGUGCUGAUCGAAUGGGGCAACAACCCAAUGGAGUUUCUCAUUAAUGACAAGGUUGCAAAGCUGCCAUUCCUCAUCAAUGAUGGCAAAUGGCAUCAUCUCUGCAUCACAUGGACCACACGGGAUGGGAUGUGGGAGGCCUUCCAAGACGGUGUGAUGAGGGGAAGUGGGGAAAAUCUGGCACCAUAUCACCCCAUCAAACCUGAGGGGGUGCUGGUCCUGGGACAAGAGCAGGACAUACUGGGAGGAGGCUUUGAUGCAACACAAGCCUUCGUCGGCGAGUUAGCGAACCUAAACAUCUGGAAUAGGAAGCUUUCCAUCACCGAAAUUUACAACCUGGCAACUUGCAACAGCAAAGCGCCGACUGGCAACGUCUUCUCUUGGAUGGAGAGCAACAUUGAAAUAUUUGGCGGAGCGACCAAAUGGUCAUUUGAGCCUUGUCGUUCAGUCAACUGAACUGCAUUUCAGCCCAGGGAGAAGAAAAGGCCUCUGUGUGUUUCUGAGCUUUUGUCGUUCUUGUCUUCAUUUGAUGUUUGUUUAGACGCCAGUUGAUCUUGACUUUAGUUGUAAAGCUUAAAUCUGGGAUUUCUACCAUUCCGAAGUAUUUAUGUGCUGAACAACAGUUUUCAUGUUGAAGAAAAAAAAAUCAUUCAGUUCAAGUGAAAGCACAACUUAGCUCUUUGUUUUGGCUUCUUCUUCUGCUGGAAAUGUGCACCCUGUGUCUGGACAAGGCACCAUCCAAGCGAGGAUGACAUAACCACUCCCACCUGAUUCUGUUUAGACAGGAACUGUUGUCAAUUCUCGUCAGCGGUUGACGCUGUGAAGAGAAGUCUUGCGUGGUAACGCUUCCUCCUCCUCCUUUACGCUGUCCGGCUUAUCCGGAACUUGCACUGUGACGGACCAGGAGAAUGGAAGGAGAGGAGGGCAUGAGUGGACAUCAAAAGUCAGUUUCUAUUUGUUGUUUGCUUCAAGUCUUUCUGUAAGAAUGUCGCCAACUUGCCAACAUUGUCACAAAGCCUGGGUGCCUUGGGCUGGUACGAAUAUUCAGCAAAUUCAGUGUUUAUUGCUUUCUGUUCUCUCUUUUCUUGAGCUGGGUUAAGUUCAUUGUUUCAGAUUGUCAUCGGACAUGUUUUCGCAGGUGUUUGUACUGCUCUGUAUUAGGAAUGUUACAGUAUCUGUAUAGUAACAGCAUGAAAGACAGAGUGCUGUGAAAGCAUUGUUGAAUUCUGCUUUACUAUCUUUUCUGGGCGUGGGUUUUUUACUGCAUUGUUAUAUGCUCCAAGCAUGGCAAAUCUGAGAGAUGAAGAAUUUAAUUUUUGUAAUAAAAUUGUGAUACUUAAUGUCACAGUGCAUUG